Molecule: messenger RNA, 940 nt
Organism: Cololabis saira (Pacific saury)
Lineage: Eukaryota; Metazoa; Chordata; Actinopteri; Beloniformes; Belonidae
Gene: ebp
Product: EBP cholestenol delta-isomerase
Exons: 5
Coding region: 149-838 (229 amino acids)
Biological process (GO): cholesterol biosynthetic process
Cellular component (GO): membrane; endoplasmic reticulum
Molecular function (GO): steroid Delta-isomerase activity; C-8 sterol isomerase activity; cholestenol delta-isomerase activity
Source: RefSeq, a predicted model, not a curated record
UGUUAGAAUAUAUGCAGCAGUAAUAAGCCAGUGGUGAAUUUUUAUGUGAAACAUUAUCUUUUUCUGCUCCAGUGACUUAUAACAGUUUGUAUUCAGAAGAAAGAAUCAGAUAUUAGGCUGUCUACUUGUUUUGAUUGCAUCACUGACGAUGGGUAUCUCUUCAGAAAGGGGAACUAUUCAUCCUUACUGGCCUCGAGACCUUUUGAUUCCCUCUUAUGUGGCCAAUGACAAAUCCAUGCCAGAGAUCCUGGUUAUUUUUUUUUCUGUGUCUGGGAUCUUUGUGCUUGUGACCUGGCUGAUCACUGGGAUCCCCGGCAGGCUGGGAACAUGGAGGCGACUGGCUAUGUCCUGGUUCGGCGUUUGUGGUUUCAUUCAUUGUGUCAUCGAGGGCUGGUUCUCAGUGUAUUAUGAUGUUCUACCAGGGGACCAGAGCUUCCUGUCACAGCUAUGGAAGGAAUACUCCAAAGGAGACAGUAGAUAUGUAAUUGCUGAUAACUUUACUGUUUGCAUGGAGACCGUGACUGCAUGGUUGUGGGGGCCUUUCAGCUUUUGGGCUGUAUAUUCUUUUUUAACUUAUAAGCCCUACCGAUUUGUCCUGCAGCUCAUCAUAUCGUUAGGUCAGCUGUACGGAGCAGUGCUAUACUUCUUCACAGAGCACAGAGACGGCUACAGUCACAGUGAGCUGGGACAUCCACUCUACUUCUGGUUCUACUUUGUGUUCAUGAAUGUGUUGUGGAUUUUCAUACCAUCGGCGCUCAUUGUGGAUGCCUGGAGACAGCUGUCCGCAGCCCAGACACACACAGACAACACAAAGGGACACAAGAGUAAGAGGAACUGAGCGGCAUGGAGGAUAAUAAAGAAAAGCAAAUAACUGUCAACAUGUCAACUUUUUUCAUUGUUUUCUUACAAAAAUAUUAAAUUACAUCACUUGCCUCAUAAA